Molecule: messenger RNA, 819 nt
Organism: Mercurialis annua (annual mercury)
Lineage: Eukaryota; Viridiplantae; Streptophyta; Magnoliopsida; Malpighiales; Euphorbiaceae
Product: xylan O-acetyltransferase 1-like
Exons: 3
Coding region: 1-690 (229 amino acids)
Cellular component (GO): Golgi apparatus
Molecular function (GO): O-acetyltransferase activity
Source: RefSeq, a predicted model, not a curated record
AUGGAAGAUUGUAAUUUGUUUGACGGAGAAUGGGUUUUUGAUAAUAAAACUCAUCCUUUAUAUAAAGAAAAUGAAUGUGAAUUUCUGGAAGAUUGGAUUCUUUGUAUCAGAAUUGGAGAUGGCAGCCUAGAGAUUGUCAUUUGCCCAAGAUUUAAUAUUUCUAAUGGAGUUGAUGAGGAAAGACGAGGAUCGUUCGAUGAAGGAUCAACGGCAUAUGAUGAAAUUGAAUUGCCAAUAGCAUAUGAGAGAACAUUGAAGACAUGGGCUAAUUGGGUAGACAACAAUGUUGAUCCUAUGCAUACUUCAGUUUUCUUCACCAGCAUGUCUCCUACUCAUCUCAAGAGUUUGGAUUGGGACAAACCUGAUGGGAUCAAAUGUGCUAAAGAAACAACACCCAUUCUGAACAAGACCAGAUCAUUGGAGGUUGGCUCAAACCACCAGCUUUUCAGGACUGCCGUGAACGUGACUCGAUCGAUGAUAGUACCGGUCUACUUCCUGAAUGUAACGACACCAUCCGAAUACCGGAAAGAUGCUCAUACCUCUAUAUACCAAGCUGUUGAUGGCAAGUUACUGUCCCCGGAGCAAAGAUUCGAUCCGUUGAAGUAUGCUGAUUGUGUACAUUGGUGUCUUCCAGGGUUGCCGGAUACAUGGAACGAGCUACUCUACGCACAUAUCAUAACUCGUUCUUGACAAUUAGAGAGAACAUUUGUUGAUUGUUUCUUACUGCAAUUAAUCAAUGUUUCUUACCAUAUGGUCAAUAUGUUGAUUGUUUUCAGCAUUGGAUUCAAAUCCCCUAUCAAUAUACUAUUUGUCCCGUCA